AUGAAACUAUCCACAAUUUUCUUAGAAGGUUUAUUAUUAGCUGGUGUUAUCUCUUCACCAAUUUCUGCUGAAGAUUCUUCUUUGGAAUCCAACAACUCCACUAGUGAUAUCAUCAAAGCUGAAGGUAAUGGUGCACCAAAACUUUGUUUUAACGCUAAUAAGAGCCCAUUUUGUUUGGGUAAUCAUAAUGUGAAUGAUUGUAUUUCCGCUUAUAAGCUCAGAACUGGUAUGGAUAAGAAAGAAGCCACUCAAACAUGUAAAUUCUGGUGCAGUGAAAUCAAAACUCCUACUCAAUGCAAACAAUGCAAAUAUAAAGCAGAUUAUCAUCCAGAUUUUGCUUGUGAUGAUGCAAAAUAUUGUUAA
This is a messenger RNA of Hansenula ciferrii, 363 nucleotides long. RefSeq lists its product as uncharacterized. Bases 1 to 363 code for a protein of 120 amino acids. The record is from RefSeq and is a predicted model, not a curated record. The transcript has a single exon. NCBI's taxonomy places the organism in Eukaryota, Fungi, Ascomycota, Saccharomycetes, Phaffomycetales, Wickerhamomycetaceae.